AUGAGGUCCGUGGCGGACGUCGUGGUGGCUUCCGUGGCAAGCGCCCCGAGGGUGAUCGUCACCCCCACAAGGCCGCUCCUCAUGGUGGCUCCGCUAAGACCGCCGAGCAGGCUUGGGGCGGUGAGGAUGGUGAGAAAGCCCUCAACGACGAGAAGGCUGGCGAGGCCGAUGCCACCGUCGAGAAGAAGGAGGAUGAGGCCGCUGCCCCCGCUGAGGAGCAGGAGCCCGAGCCCGUCGUGA
Molecule: messenger RNA, 240 nt
Organism: Podospora anserina S mat+
Lineage: Eukaryota; Fungi; Ascomycota; Sordariomycetes; Sordariales; Podosporaceae
Exons: 2
Coding region: 1-240 (79 amino acids)
Source: RefSeq, a predicted model, not a curated record